AGGAUCAAGCACAGCAAGGAAUAAUGGUUGAUCAGCUUUGCAAGCCAGGUUACCUUUGGGAAAUUGAAAGUUUUGGCCAGAAUGGGACAAUAACUGGCACUAUUAUUACACCUUGUUUUGAAGAUACUGUAAUUCUUUAUGGAGUUUGUCUGUUCUUUUGGAUACUAGCAAGUGUUAACUUCUUGUGUCGCAAAAACAGAGAAUUUAUCCAUAUUCCUUUUAAUAUAUUACUUUUGACUAAAAUGGUUUUGUGUUUUGUUAUUAUGCUAGUAACACUAUCUGACUUCAUCUAUGCCAUCAUUGUGGUUAGAAAAAAUGCUAUAGCACCUUAUUUCUUCAUGUCUCCAUUUGUAAUAGCAUUUACCAUGGUAACAGUGAUUCUUCUACUACAAUCUGAGCAUAAAAAGGGAGUUCGGUCUUCUGGUCCUCCAGUAAUUCUAUGGAUUGGUCUUGUGGCUUAUGGAUCCAUUAAAUUGUGGUCAAUACUAACUAAACUUCCUGUUAAAGAAAAUGUUAAAUUAUUUUUUCUGGUCACAUUUACUCUUGAAUAUUUUUGUUUUCUACUUCAACUUAUGCUUUCGUUUAUCCCAGAACCAAAAUCAAUUGAUGAUAUUAAUGAAAACCCAGUGUACAGGCCUUCCCCUGAAAAAUCUGCGUCAUUCUUUUCCCUUGUAACAUGGUGGUGGCUAAAACUGUUAAUGUGGAAAGGAUCUCACAAAGUAUUAACUCAUGAUGAUCUUUAUGAUAUAAAUUAUGAGGAUAAAUCUGAAGUCACUUCUCUCAGAUUUCAAAAGGAAUGGAAUAAAGAAGUGAAGAGAUCUGGGUUAUUAUUUGUUCAAGGUCAAAAAAAUAAUCAAACCAAAAAAACUAGGGAACCAUCUCUGGUUCUUGCUUUAUUCAGCGCUUAUGGAUUAGAUAUUAUUACUGGUGGAUUUUAUAGAUUGUGCUAUGAUGCUCUUUUUUAUGUUAAUCCUUUAUUGUUAAGAAUGAUGUUGGCAUACAUCAAUGACAAAGACCAACCACCGUAGAUUGGGUACUUUUUUACAAUUGUAAUGUUUUUAGUUGCAUUGCUUCAUACAAUCAUUAACCAACAAUACCAAAAUAUUACAAUUCUUACUGGAAUGAGAAUAAGAUCUGGUCUUAUAGCCACAAUCUAUAAUAAGUUGCUUGUUUUAACAAGGAAAGCAUGUCAAUCCAGAACAAUGGGAGAGAUGAUUAAUCUGAUGUCAAUUGAUGCUAAUAGACUGAUGGAGCUGUGGCAUUUUUUUCACUUAAUGUGUUUCAGCCCUUUACGAAUUAUUGUUGUUCUUGUGGGCUUAUACUGGGCAACAGGUUUUGCUUUUUUUGCUGGAUUGGUGGUGUCUAUAUUAUUAAUGCCUUUUACUGCGUUGAUAUAUAUAAUUGGAAAGCACUUUCAGGUAAAAUUGACUGAAAACAGAGACAAGAGGCUGAAAAUGAUAAAUAGUAUUAUUAAUGGCAUCAAAGUGAUCAAGCUAUAUGCAUGGGAAAUACCAUUCAUAAAAAAUGUGAAAAAACUGAGGAAUAUGGAACUACAUAACUUAAAGAAAGCAUCUCUUUUGCAAGCAUUUGCUGCUUCUACCAUGUUUGGUUCAAAUACUGCGAUUAUUAUAACAACUCUUUUUGCUUGUUUGCUGAUCAACUAUAAUUCUGAUUAUCAUAAAAUAACUGCUGUCAAGAUUUUUGUUGCCAUUUCUCUAUCUGAUAUUCUUCGACUUCCACUGCAUCAUUUGCCAAUGGCACUUGGAUACAUAAUUCAAGCUAAUAUCUCACAAAAACGCAUUUGUUCAUUUUUGAUUGAGGAAGAGCUAAAUUCUGAAUUUAAUGACAAAGAAGAUUAUGAUGAAAGCCAUGAUAAUGCUGUAUCAAUAACUGGAGGUCUAUUUUCAUGGGGUGAUGAGAGAGAUGAUUUUCUUUUAUCAAACAUUGAACUAUCAUUUAAACCUGGAGAACUAGUUGCUGUAGUAGGACCUGUCGGUUCUGGUAAAUCAGCACUAAUAUCAGCUAUUAUAGGGGAAAUGAAUAAGUUAAAAGGAUCUGUGGUUCUUAGGGGUAGAGUAGCUUAUGUACCUCAGAUUGCUUGGAUAUUAAAUGCUACAGUCAAAAAUAAUAUUACUUUUGGUAAAAGAUUCAAUAGUGAUUUCUAUAAUGAAGUUGUUAAAGCAUGUACUUUGGAAGCGGAUUUUGAAAUACUACCAGGAGGAGAUAUGACUGAAAUAGGAGAGAAAGGUAUAAAUCUCAGUGGUGGUCAGAAACAACGUGUUAGUCUAGCUAGAGCAGUUUACCAAGAGUCUGAUGUGUAUUUGCUUGAUGAUCCUUUAUCUGCUGUUGAUUCACAUGUUGGCAAACAUAUUUUUGAUAAUGUGAUAGGACCUGAAGGAUUAUUGAAAGACAAAGUGCGUUUCCUAGUGACUCAUGACGUGAGGUUCUUAUCUCAAAGUAAUAAGAUAAUAGUUAUGAAUAAUGGUAGCAUUGAUGAAGUUGGAAAUUAUUUUGACUUGAUGGAACGCAAUGAGUCAUUUUCUGAGAUCUUGACAAAAUAUAGGUCAACAGAUAGAAGUGAUGAAAAGAAACAAAAUAUUGUAAGUCUAGCUAAACAAUCCACCUCUGUACUAAAAAAAUAUACAAAAGAAACAAUAAUUUAUUCUGAUGAAGAAACACAAAUUGGCACUGUUAAGAUGUCUGUAAUAUUUACAUAUAUAAAUUCAUAUACAUUUACCAUGUUUUUUGUUGACAUGGUAUUAAGUUCACUAAGUGUUGGAGGAAACGUAAGUCAGUUGCUGUGGUUAGCGCAUUGGAGUAAUGAGAAAAGCAACAAUAACUUGAGACAUUUUGCUAAUCUUGGUAUUUAUGCUGCAAUUGGAAUUGCACAGUAUAUGUGUACUUCAUUUACCAUUUUGGCAGUAGUUUUAGGAGCAAUUAGAGCUUCAAGGAAAUUUCAUAAUGGAAUGUUGCAUAGCGUACUUCGAUCACCAAUGUCAUUCUUUGAUACAACACCUCUUGGAAGACUAGUAAAUAGAUUCUCAAAGGAUAUUCAAGUUACUGAUG
Molecule: messenger RNA, 3066 nt
Organism: Amphimedon queenslandica
Lineage: Eukaryota; Metazoa; Porifera; Demospongiae; Haplosclerida; Niphatidae
Product: multidrug resistance-associated protein 1-like
Exons: 24
Biological process (GO): transmembrane transport
Cellular component (GO): membrane
Molecular function (GO): ATP hydrolysis activity; ABC-type transporter activity; ATP binding
Source: RefSeq, a predicted model, not a curated record